Molecule: messenger RNA, 2385 nt
Organism: Penicillium taxi
Lineage: Eukaryota; Fungi; Ascomycota; Eurotiomycetes; Eurotiales; Aspergillaceae
Product: putative ATP-dependent RNA helicase DBP6
Exons: 1
Coding region: 1-2385 (794 amino acids)
Cellular component (GO): nucleus
Molecular function (GO): ATP binding; RNA helicase activity; nucleic acid binding
Source: RefSeq, a predicted model, not a curated record
AUGACUGAAACGCCAGACUUAUCCAAGUCUCAUAAGCGGAAGCGAGACGGUGGUAAUGAUGGCAUCCACGUUACCACCCCAACCCCGACCAAAAAACACAAGAAACGCGAAAAUCUCUCAGCUGCAUCGCCUGCUGAUCGUCGAAGCGAAAAACACAAGAAGAGCCCAAUGCGUCUCAAGGAUGCACUCCAAGAUGAGGAUUCGGAAGAAAUCAGGGAAAAAUUUGCUGUCGCGACAAAGUGCAGCAAAACGCCUGCUUCAGAUUCACUCGACCUCGAUAAUUCAGCGGGAAAUAAGUCGAAAGAUGGCAAGCGAAAGAGAUCUGAUAAGUUGCAUAAAAAGAAUGAAAAUUCUCCAGUUAUAAAAGAUGCGGAAGAAUCCAGCGAGCAGGACCAUCCAGCCACCAAACACAAACAUGCCUCAAUUCUUUCCAAGUUUGAGCGCACUAAAGUCGCAGCCAGCACGAAGUCAAAAAAGAAGAAGCCCAGUAUGGACGAGUCACCUCAAGUGAUCGUCGAGCCUGUAUUUGCCAAGGGCCUUGAACCAUUGCCACAGCCAGAGAACCCCCCAGAACUUGAACAGGCACCGACGUACUCAUCCUUGCCUUCCUGGUUGGCCAAUCCCCUGCGAGAACCAGCCACCAAGCGAGCCAAGUUUGAUACCCUGGGCAUAAAACCUGAUCUAUUGCGCACUCUCCAGAAAAGCGGAUACACUGAGGCAUUCGCCGUUCAGUCUACUGUGAUUCCUCUCCUUUUGAAUGGCAAAAACAACCACCCAGGUGAUAUUUGCGUCUCUGCUGCUACCGGAUCCGGUAAAACCCUCUCUUACGUACUCCCUAUGGUCUCAUCCUUGGAACCGAGACCUGCAUCGAGACUGAGAGCAUUAAUUGUGGUUCCUACGCGAGAGUUGGUGAAGCAGGCACGUGAAGCUUGCGAGCUCUGCGCUAAGGGCUCUGGUCUUCAUAUUGGAGGUGCUGUCGGAAAUGUGGCCAUAAAAGAGGAACAAAAGCUCUUGAUGAGAAUGGAUCAGGUUUACAGCCCUUUGACCACAAAACGACAACAGAUCGGGUUGCAAGGAAAUGACUGGAUGGACUUCAGCCUAGAAGACUGUGUGCGACAAGCAACGGAGUCAAAUGGAUUCCUUCCUGGCUAUAUUCAGCAGCCCGAGAUCAACGUGGAUAUUCUCAUAUGCACCCCUGGAAGAUUGGUCGAUCACAUUCGCUACACCAAGGGUUUCACUCUCAAGCACCUAGAGUGGCUUGUGAUCGAUGAGGCCGAUCGUCUCCUGAAUGAAAGUUUCCAAGAAUGGGUUGAGGUGAUAACAGGUUCGUUGGAUGAACAAAAAGCUCCGGAAAGUUUUGGGCAAGGUGGCAAGCUUCUGUCCAGGCUUGGAAUGUCAAUCGAGUCUAUCCCUCCAAGAAAGGUAAUUCUUAGUGCGACCAUGACUCGUGAUAUCUCGAAACUGAACUCACUGCGUUUGGAAAAUCCCAAAAUGGUCAUUGUCGGGGGUGAAAAUGUCACGGACCCGGAGGAUCCUAUGGCCACUCACACUGACGAUCAUUUCACACUGCCGCCGACUUUAUAUGAGCAUAUGAUUCCCGUUGGGGAUGGCUUCAACAAGCCAUUGUUUUUGCUUCACCUGUUGGUAUCACUUAUCAAGAUCGAUACGACUGCCCAGGUUCCGCAAUCUGCAGCGGUCGCCGAUACUUCCGACUCAGACAGCACUAGUUCAGAUGAGUCUUCAGACUCUGAUUCGGACUCUGACUCGGACUCUGAGCUCGAUAUUAGUGACUCUUCUAAGGACGAAUCCAGCGACUCCGAAGACUCAGAUUCCGACUCUGUUAGCAAGCCACAAAGUGGUAAAACGGUUUUGAUUUUCACCAAAUCCUCCGAAUCUGCAUCUCGACUUUGCCGCCUUAUUACUCUUCUAAACCCAGCCCUCGCCUCUCGUAUGGGAAGAAUUAUCAAAUCUAACAAGUCUUCCUCAUCACGCAAGACCUUAGCGGCCUUCCGACAAGGUCGUAUCACCAUUAUUGUUGCCACGGAUCGUGCCUCCCGUGGUCUUGAUCUGCCUUCAUUGACUCACGUUGUGAACUACGACAUUCCCACUAGUGUGACGACUUACGUGCAUCGUGUUGGAAGAACUGCCCGUGCAAACCGUGAGGGUUCGGCCUGGACUCUAGUCGCCCAUCGCGAAGGAUUUUGGUUCUCCAGAGAAAUUACAGCCAGCUCGAGCGGUCGCCUCACACGUUUAUCUGCCAUUGACCGAGUUCAAGUUAAACCGGAGUUACUGAAGCCUCUCCAGCGCAAGUACGAAGAAGCAUUGUACCUGCUGGAGGAUGAAAUUAAGGGAGAUAUCCGCCCUUCAUCUCGGACGUCCAAGUAA